UCAUCUGCUUCAUGCUUUACGAUAACCGCGCAUUUUAAUUUAGUCCACACAACUAAAUGUUCAGCUGGAGUUAUUAAUUAUUUAUAUAAUGAUUUGAAUUUUCUUAUGAACCUUGGAUCACCGUACUAGAAAAAAAAGAGUUUUUGCGUUCCUUGUAUGGAGUAAGCGCGCAUCCUAUAAGUAUGUGAUCGCGAAUUGUCAACCAAAUCGAGUUUUACAUUUAUUGCGUUAAGAUGAAUCAAAAUCGAAUUACCCAUUAAAAACGACAGGUGUUUUUGUUUUUGUAGUUAUUCCAACUUUAUGACAAGUUUGGAAAUUUGCUUUUCUUCCAAUGUACUACUUUUCCGCUGACAAAAACUGUUGAACUUAUGAUCAAGCUAUUUGCCUCAAAAAUUAUAGAAAAAAGUGAACAUUUGAUUUUUAAUAUUGGCAUGACGUUUUUAUCCGGUCAAGUCUGUACACUUUGAGAGAGUAGAGGCAUAAGUUCUGUUCUGAUUUUUAUCCGCCAACAUGAGCUCUUGCGAUAAACUUCAGUCACGAUUCUUUUCAUAAUAAAAUUAUAUUACAUCGAUUGCUAAAUGCUAUUUCGGGUGUCAGGAAGGAAGGCGCAGCAGCUUAAUUCAUUUUGAAGGGGAUCAAUUUUCUAAUAGCUUUAGUGUUUUAUUUUUUCUUCCUUAAUAUGCCCAGUACGCACCGAUCUCAUUACAUGCUCAGUGCCAGUAUCUGUAAAAGUUUAAGGGUAAAGUAAAAAUAUACGCUCUUUACAGUUCCCAACUUUAUUUCAUCCAUCUUUCACCAGAAGACCAGAUAGCCAAAAUAGAUAAACGAUUAUCGUAAAAAAUUGACUCUGAAAUCAAUUUUUUAUUGGUUCUAGUUUGCGUCAAGAGUGAUUAAAUUGAAAGAAAUUACACUUACUUUGAUUCAUAAAUGUCAGAAAUGUCAUGCUUGCUUGAUGAUAAAUGUCAUGCUUGCUUGAUGAUGGUUGCAUUUCUAAAAUUAUCCAUUCAACAAACCUAAAACUGUUUCAACAAAUAAACUUAAAAUGCGACCUGUUUUGAAACUUUUCGCAUGCUGCAUACUGAUUUUAUCGGCCUUACACCUUUUAUAUUUUGCAAUUAUUUCAAAAUCGACCAAUUCAAAAGAACGAGAAAUAUUUCCGCUUAAACCUCCAAAAACAGCUGAGAAUCCGAAUGAUUCAAAGUAUGGAAGUGUCCAGGAGUUUAAGGAAUUGAGCCAGGAAAGCAGUUAUGAAUUUGCUAACCAAUCGUGUAUUUUUGGACACCAAGUUUUCCUUGACCAUCACGAUGUGCUGAGAAUUCUGUCCGCGAAGCAAGUUGAACAUUGCGAGCCAAUCCGAAAUGUGGCAUUAGUCAAAACACAUAAGUGUGCCAGUGACCUGAUGGCUUAUAUUCUGAUGCGGCAUGCUGACAUCCACUCGCUAGAAGUACUGCUACCGCGUAAAAGGGGUUCCAAUUUAGGCUAUGGGACUCAAAAACGUUUCGUCAUUGAGCUACCCUCAAGAUUACAAGACAGAAAGUUUCAGCUGAUGACCCUUCACACCCAGUUCAAUUUCGACUACUGGUCACAACUCAUGCAAGCACCAAGUGCACUAAUAGGCAUGGUCAGACACCCCCUUGACCAGUUCUCGUCCUUUUUCAACUACUACGACAUGGAAGAAUCUUUGAGAGAAGGGUUUCCUUUGCUAGAUGAGGCCUCAAGCACUUUCGAUUUUUUCCUCAAACACUCACAACAAUUGACAGUUGGGGCAUGGAAAAGACAAUGGAGCAGUCAGCAAGUUCAUCCUGGCAGUCUCAGAGACACUAUGUUGUUCGAUUACGGAGCGUAUCACUCUAAAAACAGAACCAAAUUAGCCCAAGAUAUAGUCCGAAACUUCUCAAUUGUUCUAGUUCAAGAGAGAUUUGACGAAAGCUUGGUUCUUCUCAAGACUGUGCUGAAUUGGGGUUACGAAGACAUUUUAUAUCAGCCCAAGAACGAGGCUGGAAAUUACAAAAUAUCAAGCGAAAACAAAAGAAAUGCUUCGCUUUAUUUGAAUCGAUUACAUCUGCAUAUGAUUCAGUCACCUCACGAUUAUACCUUGUACGAUUUGAGCAUGAAAAAUUUUAAUCAGCAGAUUGCUCUGAUUGAAAAGUUUAGCGAAAAAGUUAAAGAGUUUCGACAAAUAAACCAGAAAGUUUCAAAAUGGUGCUAUGAGAGAUUGCGACAUUUAAACAUGCUUCAACAGUUCAGACCCUUGCCGAAGCUGACCCGAUACUUGACAAUGGUUGGCACCCGUAAACAUCAAUCAACAACAAUGAGCUUCACUUCGGAAUUCACGAAUGAAAUAGUAACAGUCAAUGAAGUAAGUUGUUUUAAAAUGCAGCUUGAUAUGUUGGAUUUUGUACAAUUUCAUAUUCAAAAAUACCAUGGUCUAAAUUGAAA
Molecule: messenger RNA, 2439 nt
Organism: Symsagittifera roscoffensis
Lineage: Eukaryota; Metazoa; Xenacoelomorpha; Acoela; Convolutidae
Product: galactosylceramide sulfotransferase-like
Exons: 5
Coding region: 1043-2437 (464 amino acids)
Biological process (GO): glycolipid biosynthetic process
Cellular component (GO): membrane
Molecular function (GO): galactosylceramide sulfotransferase activity
Source: RefSeq, a predicted model, not a curated record